Drosophila eugracilis is the source of this 3920-nucleotide messenger RNA. RefSeq lists its product as uncharacterized. NCBI's taxonomy places the organism in Eukaryota, Metazoa, Arthropoda, Insecta, Diptera, Drosophilidae. The transcript has 7 exons. The record is from RefSeq and is a predicted model, not a curated record. Bases 198 to 3095 code for a protein of 965 amino acids. Gene Ontology annotation, cellular component: nuclear envelope; meiotic nuclear membrane microtubule tethering complex. Gene Ontology annotation, biological process: nuclear envelope organization. Gene Ontology annotation, molecular function: protein-membrane adaptor activity.
CCCACCACAAUCUAUUCGAAAUUUUUCGCCGCUCGGAAAGGACGUGAUUUUUUUGUCGCGCCAUCGGAGGCUAUUUUUAAACCGUCGCGGUUCUUGCAAACAAACCGCAUAUUCAGCUAAUAAAAUCGGAGAAAUUCAUUAAGUGCAACAGAACCAGAAAUACUAUUGAGGCCCGAGCACUUGGAGGGAAUCUAAUCAUGAGCGAAGAUACUUACCAGAUAGAGACGCGUCGCCGGUCUCGUUCCAAGACCCCCUUCUUGAGGUCGAGCUGCGAUCAUGAGAACUGCGAACAUGCCGGAGAGGAGGGACAUGUGCAUCACCUCAAGAAGAAGUCUGUGGCCCCCAAUGUGCAAACGAUAGUCGAGGAGCAUAUAGUGGAGUCGAGCAGCAGCAAGAAAACACGGAGUAAGGCAUUUUCUCAGCUGACCUCGGACUAUUCAAGCGACGACAUGACUCCAGAGACAAAACGCAAGAAUAAGUCAACCACGACAAUAACGUCGCUCCUCACCAAGAUAUCCGGUGGAGUCACAUCAACACCUCGGAACAGAAGCCAGCUGGAGACAACCCAAAACACGCUUAACUCCGUCCAGGAGAAACUGAACCAAUCAAACGGCAACAAUACCUCGGGCAAUGCCAGCGACUACCUGGCCUAUAUCGAGUACAGAGAUGCUGGCGAGUACUGGAAUAAAACUCCCAAGACGGACUACACCUACUCCGAAUUAUCCCCCCACCGCCGUCAACUGGCUCCAGGGAUCGUGUCUAUGCCUAACAUGUCAAGGAGGAGCCUCGAAAACCAUAACGAGCGCGUCAACUACAUGGUCCAGCGGAACCCUGCUGAUGAGGAGUUUAUCCGCCGGCGCUACCAGUCCAAGUAUGAUAAGCAAGUCAAUUACGACUCUGCAGAUGAGGUUGACGCCACUUUUGGGCAGCAGCAGAAGCAGAGCUGGUGGCUCAUUCGUCUCAUCCAGCUGGUUGUCAAUAGUGUUACCACCGUAUGGACACGAGUGACCAAUAUUUCGGCCGCAGAGACGAAUGCCUAUCAAAACUACUAUGCUAGGCGCCAGCAGGGUCAGAAGGUCGGAUUUCUGGGGAAAGUCGCCCAGGCUAUAGGAGGAGGUUUCACGAGCUUGCUGCGUUACUUAUACAUCUUCAUUGGAUCUGUUCUGAGUUUGGACACGUGGUUGCUGCGAUCCUCCGAUGCGGAAAACAAGUCGAAAAAGCGCUUCCUCAUAUUUUUGCUGAUUCUGCUGCCCUUGCUGCUGGUGACGGGAUGGUCGCUGUUGCAGGAGGAUCAACGUAUUGAGUACGUUCAGCGAGCUCAAGCUCUAUUGCCGCUGCCAGUGACCCUUUUUGGCACCCUGCAAAGUAGUUUGUCCAGUGCUGGAGCAUCCUUGAAGAGUUGGCUGGAAGUACCCGCCGUCAAAGGUCCACAGGAAGAAGCCGAGACCAUCAAGCUUAAUAUAGCCAGCAUCGAAGGGAACAUCAAGAAGGCCUUGACAGCGGAGGAAUACGAAAAUAUCUUGAACCAUGUCAACAACUACGUGCAGCAGUUAGUGGAGCUUAAAGUCCAGCAACAGUCAAAGGAAUUGCCACCGCAGCAGGUUCAACUCAUUGUUCAGCUGAUGAAGGAGAACUUGCAGCAGUUUGCCCAAAAAACUGAACUGUCCGAGAAGGAUUUGGCUGAUCUGGCCAUAAAGCUGAAACUGGAGCUGCAAAAGUCAGGUGGUUUGCAAGAUGGAGCAAAGCUAUCGCAAGCUAAUUUGGAGGAGAUCACCAGACUGAUUAAAUCUGAAUUCCAUCUUCACGAAUCGCACUACACAUUUCAGCUGGAUAAGAUCGACCAUGCGGCGCUGCUGGAACGAGUGUUGCUGGCUCCCGAGUUGGCCGAAUUCGUAGAUUCCCGCAUUAAUCUUCAGGUGCAGCGGUUCGAGCAAAAGGAGAGUUCCGGCUCCCCUCCCGCAGAAAUCCAGAUUGAUCGCUUGAACAAGGAGAUCGCCUUUAUUAAGUUGGCCCUUUCUGAUAAGCAGGCGGAGAACGCUGAUCUGCACCAGUCGAUCAGCAAUCUAAAGCUUGGACAGGAGGAUUUGCUGGAACGUAUGAAGCAGCACGAACUUGCUCAGGAUCGGCGCUUCAGCGGGCUGCUGGCAGAAAUCGAAAGCAAACUUUCUUCGUUGAACGACUCGCAGUUUGCUCUUCUCAACAAGCAGAUCAAGCUCUCCCUAGUCGAAAUUUUGGGCUUCAAACAAUCCACCGCUGGCGGUGUCGCUGGCCAUUUGGAUGACGUCGAUCUGCAGAACUGGGUGCGCAGCAUGUUCGUGGCCAAGGACUACCUGGAGCAGCAGCUCCUGGAGCUAAACAAGCGCACAAACAAUAACAUCCGCGAUGAGAUCGAGCGCUCCAGCAUUUUGCUGAUGACCGACAUAAGCGAGCGACUGAAGCGGGAGAUGCUGCUGGUCGUGGAGGCAAAGCACAAUGAGAGCACCAAAGCGCUGAAGGGUCAUAUUCGCGAGGAAGAGGUGCGGCAGAUAGUCAAGACGGUGCUUGCUAUUUACGAUGCCGACAAGACGGGUCUGGUGGACUUCGCCCUGGAGUCGGCAGGCGGCCAAAUCCUCUCCACGCGUUGCACGGAGAGCUACCAAACAAAAUCGGCUCAGAUAUCGGUGUUCGGUAUUCCUCUCUGGUAUCCCACCAACACGCCGCGGGUGGCAAUCUCACCCAACGUGCAGCCAGGAGAGUGCUGGGCGUUUCAAGGCUUCCCCGGAUUUCUAGUGCUGAAGCUUAACUCGUUGGUGUACGUCACUGGAUUCACCCUCGAACACAUACCCAAGAGUCUGUCACCGACCGGAAGGAUAGACUCGGCUCCUCGCAACUUCACCGUUUGGGGGCUGGAGCAAGAGAAGGACCAGGAACCUGUGUUGUUCGGCGAGUAUCAGUUUGAGGACAAUGGUGCCUCUCUUCAGUACUUUGCCGUCCAGAACCUGGACAUCAAACGGCCCUACGAGAUCGUCGAAUUGCGCAUUGAGACGAACCACGGCCAGCCCACCUACACAUGCCUGUACAGGUUUCGUGUGCAUGGCAAACCUCCGGCCACUUAGAUCUGUCCAAAGAUCCCUCUCUAGCGACCUAAGCACUGUCAGGUGUACAUAAUGUCUGUGCCUUAAAAAGGAAACCCAACAAUAUAUCACUGCGAGAAGUGGAUCAACUAAGCCCAGCCGCCUCUAACUUAUGCAAACUAUGUAAAAAGUAAGGCUAUAGUUUUAAGUGUUUUGUAUCAUAUCGUAGGAUUGAAGUGUUUAUAUACAAGUAAUCUUAAUUUGUACAUACCUAAAUUGAUAAGUCGGGGCUCGAGUCCAGUGUCCAGAAGAAGUCCUUUACUAUUUAUUUAUAUAUAGUUUGCCCCUCGGAAAUCAAUCAUUGUUCCUUUAAGUCUACUCUACUAACAUGCAUAUUUUUUUUUACCAUGUUUGCCAUUUAAAGCGUUUUGAACUAAAUAGUCAUAGUUUGUUUAAGCCGCACGCUUGCUUAAAAUCUAUAGUUGUAAGUUACCUCUAAGCUAAGAUGCUUUACCAUCAAAAUUUGCAAACCACACCAAUUUGAAUUAAACUGAAAGGAAAUCCCUCGGAAAUAGUGUCAAAUAAAACUGAAAUAACUGAAUUCUCAACUUAAAUUAUCGAAUGAAAGCUGCACAAACACACAUAUCUCAGCCAAUCAAAAAGCUACGUCUUCUGUACUCCUCCUAUACGUUCAAUUAUAUAUGUUUAAAGAGUGAACCCAAAAAUAGUUGAUAGUUAAAAAUACUUUUCUAUUGUUUUUGCUUGUAAGUCUACUUAAUUGGCUUAGUUUGUAUUUACUUCGUUUGUCCAUUAAGGCUUCAUCCAAUUAUUUUGAAAAAAUAAACACGUUGCUCGGAAUAAUAAAAA